Messenger RNA from Trichoderma aggressivum f. europaeum, 1731 nucleotides. Its product is annotated as CAZyme family AA7. The transcript is spliced from 3 exons. The record is from RefSeq and is a predicted model, not a curated record. Gene Ontology annotation, molecular function: oxidoreductase activity; FAD binding. The coding region runs from base 1 to 1731 and encodes 576 amino acids. Lineage: Eukaryota; Fungi; Ascomycota; Sordariomycetes; Hypocreales; Hypocreaceae.
AUGGCUUUUCAAUCGGCCCUCCUUAUGGGUCUGGCUGCCGUGGGAAGCGCCAGUUAUCUUCCUGCAACUCCUGCUCCCGCCAACUGCAGAGUUCUUCCUGGAGAUUCAGACUGGCCAUCGACUUCUCUGUGGAACUCUCUCAACAAGACCAUCAAUGGACACUUGAUCGCCGCGGUGCCUCAGGCCAGUGCUUGCCACGAUGCGCCCUUCAACAAUUACAAUGCUACGUUCUGCGCACAGAUUCAAGCUGGAUGGAACGAGACCAAGUUGUACCAUAUCGAUUCGCCCGCUGAGUUCUUGAACAUGUACUUUGAGAACUACACCUGCGACCCGUUCACUCCUCGGUCCAAGCCUUGCAGUCUGGGUAACUACGCCAGCUACAUUAUCAACGUCACUGGAGCUGCCGAUGUCCAGGCUGGUAUCAGCUUUGCCAAGCAGCACAAUGUUCGCUUGAACAUCAAGAACACUGGUCACGACUACUUGGGAAAGAGCACUGGCAAGGGCGGUUUAACCUUCUGGACUCACAACCUCAAGUCCACCCAGUACAUCCCCAAAUACAGCUCUUCCCACUACAGCGGCCCUGCUUUGAAGCUUGGCGCUGGUGUUGAGGGUUUCGAGGCCUAUCUUGCCGCUUACAACUCCGGAAACCAAAUCGUUGGUGGAAGUUGCCCUACAGUCGGCAUUUCUGGUGGUUACAGCCAGGGUGGUGGCCACUCUAUGCUUAUGCCCGCUUUUGGUCUUGCUGCCGACAACGUUCUCGAGUGGGAGGUCGUCACUGCUGAUGGCAAGCACCUGAUUGCCACUCCCACCCAGAACUCUGAUCUCUACUGGGCCAUCAGCGGCGGUGGUGGCGGCACCUUCGGUGUUGUCUUGUCCAUGACUAGCCGAGUUCACAAGGACGGUAUUGUUGGCGGUGCUUCUCUCGUCUUCGACGACAGCAAGGUUGGCAACGACGUUUUCUGGGAGGCUAUUGGCGCUUUCCACACUCUUCUCCCCGGCCUCGUCGACCAUGGUAACGGUGCCACUUACGUGCUUACUCCUCACGAGUUUCUUACUUUGGCUUUCACCAUGCCCGGCAAGGAUCUCGACGGUAUCAACGUUCUGAUGAAGCCAUUCCUCGAUGAUCUUACCAGCCGCGGCAUUGAGUACCAAUACGCGCCUCGCGUUUCUCCCAGCUACUACGAUCACGUCUCCUUCUAUCUUGGACCCCUGCCUGAGGGUUCCUCCGACUACGCUCCCUUCACUGGUAGCCGCAUCAUGCCCCGAGAUCUGCUCCUUGACCCCAAGCAGAACCCGAUCAUCAUGAAAGCCCUUCGCAAUGCUACCAUGACUGAAGGUUAUGCUCCUUUCCCCUGCCAGGCAUUCAACGUCUCUUACCAGGCUCAUCCCGACAACUCUGUUCACCCAGCUUGGCGAACUGGUUUGUCCAUGUGCUUGACUCCUGGUGACUGGGACCCUUCUGCCCCCCCUGCUGCCAUGCAGGCUCGUCAGGACUACGCCGCCAACGUCCUGCAGCCCAUGAUUGAUGCUGUCACCCCUGGUGGUGGUGUCUACCUCAACGAGGCCAACUAUAAGCAGCACAACUGGCAGGAGGCCUUCCACGGCUCCAACUACCCCAAGCUUCUCUCAAUCAAGAAGAAGUACGACCCCAACUCUCUUUUCUAUGCUAACACUGCUGUCGGCAGUGAGGCCUGGACUGUGGACGGCAACAACAGACUUUGCCGCUCCUAA